Messenger RNA from Nasonia vitripennis (jewel wasp), 5945 nucleotides. RefSeq names its product nuclear pore complex protein Nup205 (gene Nup205). Gene Ontology annotation, biological process: nuclear pore organization. Bases 142 to 5868 code for a protein of 1908 amino acids. NCBI's taxonomy places the organism in Eukaryota, Metazoa, Arthropoda, Insecta, Hymenoptera, Pteromalidae. The transcript is spliced from 10 exons. Gene Ontology annotation, molecular function: structural constituent of nuclear pore. Gene Ontology annotation, cellular component: nuclear pore inner ring; nuclear pore. The record is from RefSeq and is a predicted model, not a curated record.
UAGGGGUGCCACUUUUGCUUGGACUUGCCAAUGAUACAUGAGUUAUAUUAUAAUGUGAUCCCGCAUGUUUAAUAUACAUUUUAAACAAAAUUGUUAGAAUUCGUAUUAACUUCUUUACCUAUAAACGAAUUAUUUAUAAUAAUGACGGGAGAAAAAAGUAAUACAGAGGAUAUGUGGACUCCUUAUAAGGAAUUGCAGAGUCUUGUAGAAGGCUACGUCACAUCAUCCCCAAGUAAAUUAGAUCCACAGUUUUAUGAGUUUACAGAAACUCUGCGUAAUCAUAGACAAAAUUUUUUGUCACUGUUAAAAAAUCCUCCAAAAAAUGUCAAAAGUCGUGAGGAAAUUUUAAAAGGUGAAACAGAAGGCAUUACCUCACCAGGAUUGGGCCAUCAAUUACUAACUAAAGAAUUAAUUGACGAGACAUUAAUUAUAAGUGAUAUGUAUGAUUUAAAUGAAUUUAUGGCACUUGAUUUGCUAUUUACUGCGCAAUUACAAAUGCCACAUCAUCCAGGAUUGACUAGAGGAUUAACGGCUAUUUUAUUGUAUUAUGAUGGAAGAAAGGCUCUGACAGCAACAUUAAAAACUUUAGUGCAAGCUAGAGCUGGUCACAGUUGGAUGUUGGACAUACCAUUGGCAUUGACAAAACAAAUUACAGAGUAUACUAACCGAAUGCAAGAAGAUGGAUUGUUAGAUAGAAUUUUGUUCUUACUUGAAGAAAUGGACCCAACAAAAGAACAAGAUCUUUUACAACAGAAUAGAGCACUAGGUGGUGCUAAACAUCAUUACAUGGUCAUGAAAUUAUACAAUGAUACGAGGCAAGAUUUGGCUGAUAUUCUUUACAUGUGGUCGGCACAAUCUACUUUACCAACCACAGUGAUGUUUCGACUCUUAUCAUUUUUACAAAAAUGCCAUCCAGAAUCAGAAGCUGGAGAGGGCAGUCCAGAUAAAGUUACAUUAGCUCUUAUUAUGGCUCUUUCAAAUUCAAUAAACUUGAGUCCCUUGCAUAGUCGUGAGGAUGGUGAAGAUAUUGUUCGUUCAAUGCCAUUAAUAGCUGAGAGGGGAGUCUUUGAAGAAUUAGUUCAGAAAUUGAUAACGCAAAGUGUAGCAUGGGAAACUGCAGGACUAAGAGGUUUUAUACAGUUUGUUCUUGCAAUAGCUGUGACGACAAUCAAAUCAGCUCCAAAUCUUUGUCCUAAUCAAAAUAUAACAAAAGAAGAUGAAAUGCUGAUUGAAGCUGCUUUAUCUAACAAAGCAUUUCAUUUUGCAGCUGAAGUACUUUUUAAAAGCAAAUAUUUGCAUUUUGAAGAAUUUUAUGUUCGUUAUUUUCAUACAUUAAUAUCAGAUUUCAUCUUAUUAAUGCCAUUAAAAGUGAAAGAAUUGAGGAGCAGAGCUGAUGAAUCGAUGCGUUUGAUUCAGGCUUAUCAACAGGAAGGAAUCGAACCACCAGUAAAUUUAGAUAAUCAUUUUAAAUUUUUAAUGCUUAUGGUGGCUGAAUUGUAUAAGUUUGAUCCAUUGAAUUUGAAUUUAGCAAUGGAUUAUUGGUGCCAACACCUAGAACCUUCACAUUUACCAAAUUCUAUACAUGCUAAUCGUUUACCAUCAAGACAAGUAGCAUUAUUUAAAUUUAUAAGAUUAGCUGGUGAAAUUCUACCUGCUGGAUUGUUUGUUCCUUACCUUAAUAUGAUUGCUUCACUUGCUUCAUCUGUGCAAGCUGCUAGACAAGCUUUUAACUUUCUCAAACCUAAUGGAUCUACUGGUUCAACAACGAUUUCCUGGGAUCAUUUUUUUAAUUCACUAAAUCGUUAUUACUAUAAUCUAAGGCAAGAAUUACCACCAACACAGGAUACAGUUUAUAGGCAACGGGGUCAUCCAAAAGGGAUUACUCCCAGUGAAGUCAAAGGCUUAGAAGCAGUGCUACUAGUUGUGCAAAUUGUGGCAAAGUAUGAUGAAAUGUCUAGAAUGGCAUUGUGUGAUCAUCCUGGGUGGAAAGUUCUGCAAUCUCUUAUAGGACUGGUUAGCUGCGCCAUGCCAAUUCCUCUAAAAGGGGUGUUGGUCAAAACUUUGGCAGCUCUUGCUAAGUCUCCAGAUAGUUCUUCAACAAUUUGGCAAAAUUUGGAAGCUGCUCAAAUUAUUACAACAAUACCAACAACAAGUAGUUAUCAACCUAGAGGAGUUCAAACUGAAUUAGAAGAAAUAGAAUCGCGGAACGAAGAAUAUCCAUUGACGCGGGCUAUGUUAGAGUUAUUGGAUGUUUUAACAGAUUUUCCAAUACCUAGACUACUCGGUGUUGGUCAAAGGAAUCCUGGAUUUGAUCCUUAUUUAAAUUUUAUCAUUAAUACAGUUUUUCUCCGAUUUAAUACUCGUUCUUAUAAAAAUCCCAGUGAAAAAUGGGAAGUGGCAGAUGCCUGUCUAAAAAUACUGUUUAAACUGCUUAAACAAUAUGAACCUGCCGUGGAAGAUUUUGUUGGGUGUAAAGUGGAACUUCAAGGAGGUGAAAUGACUGUAGUCAAUGCUUCACCUGGAUAUCAUAUAAUGACACAGCUUCAUUCAAAUACAGAACUACUAAGAGUAAUCUUGUACAUACUCGAUGAAGGUUGCUCGUAUCUUGAUACUUACGAUUCAUUUGCAGGCAAAAAAUAUUUGGAAGAUAGUACUUUGAAUUGUUUAGAGAUGUUAGAAUAUAGCUUGAAAACUCAGCAUCAAUACAUGUCACAGUUAGCUGCAAUUUCAUCUGCCAAUAGAAUAUCUACUGGUGUAUCCCGUCUUUUGUUAGGUGUUAAUCAUCGCACGGGAAAACCUGAUCAUAUGAUUAACAUUGCUAAAUAUAUUUUGUAUAACAACUGGUUGCGACGUCACGCGUAUGUAGCGGUCGGUGUCAUUCAAGGUGUGUCCAAUGAACCUGGUGCUGAUUCUGAAUUGCUUUCAACAUACACGUCUAGUGUAUCACUAAGUACAAAUAUUAGGCAUGGAUUUGUUGAAUGCUUGGAUACUGAAGACACUGGAUAUGAGAAUGAAGAGGAAGGUGAGAGAAAUAAGCAGCAAUCUGGACAUUGCAAAGACCGAAUCUUGUUAUUACUGAUGCAAAGUAUUACUCGCCCAGCUCCAAAUCUGGCUCAUUAUUUACUUGGAUUUGAAAUCACAAAAGACAUAAAAAAAACAAUAAUUCAACAGCCAGGAAUUCUUGGUUAUCCAAGGACGUGCUUACACUCAAUUUUAGGAAUUCUAGAGCUGUCACUGGAAAAAGGCAGGGAUAAAAUAACAGAAGCUUGUUAUUGGUUUCUUCAUACGCUAACAUCAAAUAAUAAAACGUCUAUUCCCGUCCUACGAUUCCUACGAACCGCAACCAAUCAAGAUUUUGUACAGAGACACUUAUCUAAAUUGCCAUUUCAAGGAGCAAACCGAGCUACUGAUUUGACUUGUAUGUCUUGGCUCCUUAAAAUUGCUGCAAUCGAAUUGCGUGUUGGAAGCGGAAGUUUGCAAAAUUGUCUUAUUCAAAGACUUGUUGGAAACCUAGGACAAGACAGAGAUCAAGUUGUACCUUCACAGAAGUUACUAAUGGAUUUAUUGCAUUACAUAGACUUUCAGUUGCAGCUAGAAUCUCCAAAGUCUUGGGAGUAUUUUGACCCUUCACAAGUUGAGAUGGUGUUAGGUCGUUGUAGCGUGCCAAUAGCUCUUUCUGGUGGACCUAUGUUGAUUGAUAUAAAGAAAUUGCAUUCUCUUAUAACUGAUGAGCUAUCUGUAACUCAGGGAAGUGCUACUGCCACUCAAAGAAAACUCAUGCAACAGGAAUUGCAAUCCAUUUUGGCAUAUGCCUUAAAGAGAAACCAGACAAAAACACUUUCCUAUGCAACUGUUAAAUUUGUAGAAGGAUGGUGUCAAACAACUGAAAUAUUGUUUUCUAUUGCAUCAAAUCAGCAGCUUCCAGCAGCUCAAAGGCAAAAUUUUCUUCUAAAUCUUUCUCAUGAUUUACUGCAAAAAAUGACAUCAUGCGAAGCUCUCAAUGAAAUCAAGACAUUAGUUUCUGGAACAGUUUUGAUACUUUUAGUAAAUUUAAGAAUUAGUUUUGCUUUUCAAUCAGAUGACGAACUACUCCCUUCUUCGCCAACAAAUACGACUAUGAUGAAAAUAAUUCUGAACCAUAUUCUUCAAUGGAUUCUGAAUUCUGAAGCUUCCUCUCAGAAGGUUCGCACUCAUCUUUAUGGGGCUCUUCUUUACUUCCUUUGUGUUGUUGGUACUGAGAAAUCAGGAGAGAACAUGGGAGCUGGUAUAGAGACAACGUUUGUUAGUCAGUUGGAUAAUUCAUUAUACAAAGCACUUCCAAUGCAAGAACGCUCACAUCGAUAUACCACGAUUCAAGUGAUUAAUAGCUUCGGCGAUAAAUUAAUGGAUAUAAUUUGUCAUAGUUGUUCAGGUGGCCACGAUGUUUGUAAAAUGCUUGGCCUGUCUUGCUUAAACAAAAUUCUAGAAUUAGAUUGUGAUAAUUCAUGGGUUAUUUACUUAUCUAGCCGAGGAUACUUAAAGCAUAUGAUAGAUGGUUUAUUGGAAUCAGAUAAUUUAUUGCGUUGCAUGCUUCAACCAGAUCCACAGACUUUAAGACCUUUGUAUUUGUAUGAAGCCAAAAUGGCAAUGUUCAUAAGAAUGGCUGCAACAAGACUUGGUGCUGAAAGUCUCUUGGAAAACAAAGUUUUAUCUUGUCUUUCUAGUAUGUCUGUUGUUGAUCAACAUCCUGAUGUUCAUGAUAGUUUCAAUGGAAUUGAUCCUUCUUUCUUACCUUCUGUUGGCCAAAGAUAUCAACAAAUAUUUUUGCCUAUGCUGUAUUUAUGUGAUGCUCUACUCACUACACUUGGUACAGAAAAUCAGUCGUGUGCAAUACAAAUUUGUGGAUUUUUGCAGAGCCAUAGAGAUACAGUUGAAAUGACCUUAAGAAAUAUUUUACCGAGCUCGAAUACUCUAUUCAUGAUUGAAGUUGCUACUUUAACUGGAGUAAUCGCAAGAUCUGCAAAUAUUGAUAUGUACAAGUUGGUUGAUGAAGAAGUUGAAAAAUCUAAUAUUGGCGAAUCUAAUUUGAGAGACAGUAGUGGCAUGAGAGAAUUGCGGGCCCACCUUUAUAGACUUCAAAGAUUAAUGCUUUCUCUUUUACCAAAGUUCCGACCCUUAACCAAAGAAGAUUCAAAUCAACAAAACUUUUCAUCAGUCCAAAUCGCCGCUAAUAUCAUGUUGUAUGUCAGAAAUCAAAUGCAACACAGCCAUAUGGAUCAGAAAUUACGAAAUGUAUUAUUUGAACCAUACUUGUCACAAAAAUCUGAUAAUGGCGAUAUCAGAAUGAGGGAAGCCUCUAGUGGAAUGCACCUGGGCAUUGUUGUUGAACACUUAAUUGCAGCAACUAAUUUAUUAUAUGAAUCAUCUCAAAAAAGACCUACAUCUGUUAAAGAAAUGAGCUCUGCUGAUCUUAAAAAACAUCUUAAUGAGGAAGAAAUAGAAUUAGAUAUUAAUAAACAAAGAAUUAUUAUUGAACAACGAAUUAAUCGUCGAGAAAAAGAGAAACGUCAAAAUAUGAAAUAUGCUUCAUUAAUAAUUGAACACAGUUUAUAUAUUCUGUGGAGUCAUUUGGAUUUUUAUGCAAUGCAAACACUGGCACAAUCUAGAUCACACUUAUCUUCAGUAAACAUAGAUGAUAGUACUUUAGAAUGGAAAAAGUUAACUGAACUACUACCAGAGUUAAAAAAAGGAUUAGUAUCUAUUUUUACAGAUAGUUUUAUUACAAGAUUAUUAGAAAUACAUAGUGAAUACACAACAGUAGAACAAGGAUUUAUUGAAGCUCUUAUCAGAAGAAUUAAAAGGCUUUUACAGUUCAUAGUGGUCAAAUAAAUCGUGUAUAUACAUUUUAUAAAUUAAUUAAAAUUUCCCAUUGUUAGACAAUUAUUUAAUAAAUAUUUUAUACAAAA